Messenger RNA from Lottia gigantea (owl limpet), 1258 nucleotides. RefSeq lists its product as hypothetical. Gene Ontology annotation, molecular function: calcium ion binding. The record is from RefSeq and is a predicted model, not a curated record. NCBI's taxonomy places the organism in Eukaryota, Metazoa, Mollusca, Gastropoda, Lottiidae. The transcript is spliced from 4 exons. Bases 64 to 513 code for a protein of 149 amino acids.
GUAUACCAGACUCUAUCAACACACCCAGUUUGUCAGGCUCUUACACGACAUUAAAUCCUCAAAAUGUCUCAAGCAAAACUCGACAAAUUCUCUACUUUCUUCGAUAACUGUGAUACUAGCGGUAACGGUGAGCUGACCAUUCAGGAGCUCGCACACGGACUGCAGACGCAAUGUAACUGUAAGAAGUCGGAUGAUCAAAUUGCGGAGAUGUUUCUUGGUACUGACUCUAACAAUGAUAAAAAGAUUACCAAGGCCGAAUUCCUCAACGAAUGCGUUGAAAAAUUACCAAGAAAAGAAGCCAUACGCUGUCAUCUAAAUCUGUUCUUCAAAGAAAAAGAUUCCGAUAACAGUGGACUUCUAGAAGCUGAUGAAGUUAAAGAAAUUUUGUUGGCUGAAGCCGAUGGUGAUGAGAUCACUCCAGAAUAUGUGGAUUCCGUUAUAGCCAAGGCUGAUACCAGUGGCGAUGGAAAAGUCUCCUUGGAAGAGCUUAACAAUUUGUUAUCGGAGGAUUAAAUUUUCUUUUGUUAUUUUGAAUUCAUUUUGCAGUCGAAUUAAAAUUAGACCAAACUUUUUUUCCUUAUCCUUAGCGUUUGUUUGUUCUCAACCACACAGUUUCAAGGAAUUAUAAAGAGAUUUUGAAAUUAGAAUGAUGUAAAUUGAUGAUAUCAGUAUCUCUGAUACACAUAAACAAUUUAGAAAACCUCUUUACAAUCUCUUUAACAAGAACCACAGACAUCUGAUUGAAAAUUAGAAUGGUGUAAAUUGAUGCUAUCAGUGUCUCUGAUACACAUAAAAAUUAGAAAACCUCUUUACAAUCCCUUUAUGCAGUGAUUCCCUAACGAAAUAAACGGAUCGAAACGUUGUUCUAAUUUUAAUUAGACUGACAAUUUUUUUGUAUUGUUUUAUUAUUCAAAGUAUAAUCAAUAAUAUUAAAAUUGCAUUUUGUCUGUUGUCAUGGAAACGCACUUACUCAUCCGAGUGUACACAUAAGUGACGCUAUUGUAAAUUUAGGGCAGUUAUCUGGACGCACGCAAGUUGUCAACGCCAUCCACAGACAACACCAGUAUUGAAAUCUUUACGCAUAAUUUGAACAAGGCUUUUUUCUUGCCAUUUUGGUUGUUUCCAUUUAAAUUUCGAGCCAAUUUUUUUUCAUAUUCGAAUUUGAAUUUUUUAUAUGAAUCUCGGAUAUAAAUUGUUAUUUCGAAUCGUCUUCUGUAGAAUAGAUUAAAUUGAUAAAGAUAUGAACUUUUGCUUUAAA